This is a messenger RNA of Penicillium cosmopolitanum, 519 nucleotides long. RefSeq names its product DNA-directed RNA polymerase II core subunit RPB9. Gene Ontology annotation, biological process: transcription initiation at RNA polymerase II promoter; DNA-templated transcription; transcription-coupled nucleotide-excision repair. Bases 1 to 519 code for a protein of 172 amino acids. Gene Ontology annotation, molecular function: zinc ion binding; DNA-directed RNA polymerase activity; nucleic acid binding. Lineage: Eukaryota; Fungi; Ascomycota; Eurotiomycetes; Eurotiales; Aspergillaceae. Gene Ontology annotation, cellular component: RNA polymerase II, core complex. The transcript is spliced from 4 exons. The record is from RefSeq and is a predicted model, not a curated record.
AUGUCCGCCAGUCCAUCUCCAUCCGCCGGUGGUGACACCAAACCCUCCGACCAGAUCCACUUCCGUUUCUGCCGCGAGUGCUCCAACCUGCUCUACCCCAAGGAGGACCGCGAAACCAACACUCUUAAAUUCACCUGCCGCACCUGUCACGUCGGCGAGGACGCGACAUCCUACUGCGUCUACCAGAACAAACUGAACAGCCAGGUUGGCGACACCGCUGGUGUCACUACGGACGUCGGUUCCGACCCCACGGUUUGUCUCCCUGCUGUCUUGUCUGGUCUUUGCCUUUUCUGCGGUGUCCCGAUCGCCUGCGCUCUUCCCCGAGCGAACAAGCUCUGCCCGAGCUGCGGUGAGAACGAGGCGGUCUUCUUCCAGUCUCAACAGCGUUCCGCUGAAACCGGAAUGUUCCCUUUGCCCUUCUUCCUACCGUGUUUUCUUGAGAUCCUUUUACUGACUCGACUCGACCCCGUGAAGAAACUCUACUACGUAUGCUGUGCAUGCGGUAACGUCUUCAUGUGA